Molecule: messenger RNA, 1032 nt
Organism: Aspergillus clavatus NRRL 1
Lineage: Eukaryota; Fungi; Ascomycota; Eurotiomycetes; Eurotiales; Aspergillaceae
Product: D-2-hydroxyacid dehydrogenase family protein
Exons: 1
Coding region: 1-1032 (343 amino acids)
Molecular function (GO): oxidoreductase activity, acting on the CH-OH group of donors, NAD or NADP as acceptor; NAD binding
Source: RefSeq, a predicted model, not a curated record
AUGUCGAGACCAAAGUUCGCCGUGCUCGACGACUACCAGAAUGUCGCAGCCGCCCACUUCGCCCACAUCACAUCCCGCGUCGACAUCUCCUACUUCCCCGAGACACUCGACCCGCGUGACCCCGCACAACAGAAGACCCUAGUCGACCGCUUACGGCCCUUCGAUGUGAUCCUGGCUAUGCGCGAACGGACCCCGUUUUCCGCGGACACCAUCGCCGCCCUCCCCUGCCUGAAGCUCCUCCUGACUACGGGAAACAGAAACCUGUCGCUCGACCUCGACGCCCUCACUAAGCGGGGGAUCCCUGUCGCCGGCACCGUCGGUCGGCCCCCGGGUGUCGAUUCCACCGUCCAGCAUACCUGGGCGCUCAUCCUGGCGCUGGCACGCCACGUCGCGCGCGACGAUGCCGCCGUCAAGGAGGGUCGCUGGCAGGGUUCGCUGGGCGUCAACCUGUCCGGCAAGACGCUGGCGUUGCUGGGUCUGGGGAAGCUCGGGGCGCAGGUGGGCAAGAUUGCGGUGCUGGCGUUCGGGAUGAAGGCGAUCGCGUGGUCGGCGAACCUGACGCAGGAGAAGGCGGACGAGCAGGCGCUGGCGCAGGGUCUGCCCGUAGGGAGCUUUGAGGCGGUCGCGUCCAAGACGGAGUUCCUGCAGCGCGCGGACGUGCUGAGCCUGCAUUAUGUUCUUUCGGAGCGUAGUCGGGGGAUCGUGGGGGCGUCGGAACUGGCGUCUCUGCGGCCGGGCGCGAUGAUCAUCAAUACCUCGCGGGGUCCAUUGAUUGAUCAGUCGGCGUUGUUGGAGACGCUCAAUGCUGGUCGAGUUCGAGGUGCGGCUUUGGAUGUGUUCGAUCCGGAGCCGUUGCCUGCUGACAGUCCCUGGCGGACAACUGCCUGGGGCCAGGACGGACGGAGUGAAGUGUUAUUGACGCCUCACAUGGGAUACGGGGAGGAAGAUCUGAUCAAUGGGUGGUACAAGGAGGUGGCCGCGAAUUUAGAACGGUGGUUGGACGGGAAGGAAUUGCAGAUCCGGCUUAAUUAG